Molecule: messenger RNA, 3652 nt
Organism: Cyprinus carpio (common carp)
Lineage: Eukaryota; Metazoa; Chordata; Actinopteri; Cypriniformes; Cyprinidae
Product: phosphatidate phosphatase LPIN3-like
Exons: 20
Coding region: 142-3105 (987 amino acids)
Biological process (GO): triglyceride biosynthetic process; positive regulation of transcription by RNA polymerase II; fatty acid catabolic process
Cellular component (GO): nucleus
Molecular function (GO): phosphatidate phosphatase activity; transcription coactivator activity
Source: RefSeq, a predicted model, not a curated record
ACACGUCAACAGAGGCGCGCGGAAAGAGGGCGUGUCCUGAAGCGAGUCCCAGCUUGUCAUUGGUUGUCAUAUGAUUGACGUGCUGACGUGGGCGUGAGCGGAAGUUUGUAAUGAAUCGCUGUUGUGUUUGAGUCCCAGACCAUGAACUACGUGGGUCAGCUGGCCGAGACGGUGUAUGUGACCGUGAAGGAGCUGUAUCGCGGUCUGAACCCGGCCACGCUCACCGGCGGCAUCGACGUCAUCGUGGUUCGUCAGCCUGAUGGCAGCUACCAGUGCUCACCGUUUCACGUCCGCUUCGGGAAACUCGGAGUGCUGCGCUCCAAAGAGAAAGAGUGCAAGCCUAAGACAUGCAGCUCCUGGUUCAGCUCAUGUAACCGCUGUACUCGUCCAUCACAGGUGGAUAUUGAGGUCAAUGGAGAGCCGGUGAGCCUGCAUAUGAAGCUGGGAGAUAACGGAGAGGCGUUCUUCGUGAAGGAGAACGAGGAUUUUGAGACGCGGGUUCCCGCUCACCUCUGCACCUCUCCAAUCCCCACCGAUGUCCCAGAAGUGUCCGAGGUGACCGAGUCUCCCUCCAGCAUCACGUCCUCCUCCAGCCGCCGCAAAAAGCGCCGCAGGAAGCGAGCGCGUUCAGACACGCAUCUGCGAGAGGAGGCCAGUUCCUCCUCAGACGAGAAAGAAAGCCUAGAUCAAGAUUUCCUAAAGGAAGAGUCACCUUUGGCUGCAAGUAAGUCUGUGUACUACUCGCUGACAGAGGAACCCUACGAGGAACCGUCUGUAGCUCAGAGCAGAGACGUUCAUCCUCACUCUGACGGAGAGUGUUCUGUUAAUGAGAGUGUGUUCUUCAGCCGUCCCUCCUCUCCUAAGAGUGAUUCAGAGUUGUGUAAGCCGCAGGAGUCUCUAGGGCCUCAGAUGCAGUGGAACUGGGGCGCUUUUCCCAAGGUGUGUCAGGCGGAGAGGGAUGAAUCUGAUUCGCUGCGAGACCCGCCCAUCAUGCCCUCUGACCACUCCCACUUCCGCACAAUCCUUCGACAAGCGUCCAUUGACGUGGAGAGCACCGACUCUACAGCGACGGUGACCGUAGUGAGACCCGAACCUCAGAUCGGAAGGACCAGCCCUGUUUCAUCUUCGAUUAACACACAACUGGACGUCAAGGUCACCGAAACGCAUCUAGUGACCUUUCAGUCCACAGACGACUCCUUAACCGUCAGCAGCACAGACCAGCACACUCAGACGUGUAAUAUAACCCGCUCUACUAACACAAUGCACGGGACCAGCGCUGUCAGCAGUGCAGCUGGUUCAGACGCCGUGGCUCAUGCAGGAAGCCAAGAAACCUGGGAUGAGAAUAAUGUCUCGUUCACAUCCGAAAUCCAAAACAUCACAUUCGGAGAGACUGAAUCCAAUACGGUUUUAGAAGCAGAAACAGAGGUAGACUCGGCGGACGCAAUCACUGCUUUACCAAAACACCAGAGCUCUGUGGGAGACUCAGAGGAGGGGGCGGGACUAGAGACUUCACAGACCAAUCAGAGUGCAGACGGUGCUGGAGUGACACCAGCUCUGGAGCCCAUCCUCAAAUCAGAGGAUUCGAUGCUUCUCGAGUCCUCGAAAACAGCAGACCCUCAGGACAAGAGGAAAGUCAAGCGGAGUCAUCAUUUGGGACCCUCUGAUAUCUAUCUAGAUGACCUCUCCACUCUUGACCCUGAAGCUGCUGCCCUCUAUUUUCCAAAGAGUGAGACUGAGUCGCCGGAUCCGUCUCCUCCCUCGGGUCAGCCGUCUCCUCAGUCACUGGGCAGCGCUAACGCAGACAGCGGCACUGAAUAUCUGUCCGACUCCACCACAGACUCGCUGGACGUGACCAUGUCUCUGUGUGGGAGAGGAGACAUCAGUCAGAUCAGUAAAGAGAAGUUCAUGGAGCAUCUUGUCAAGUAUCAAGACUUUGUCAGCAACCCUGGAAUUAUUGAAGACCCAAACCUUGUCAUCUGCAUCAACUCAAAAUAUUAUAACUGGGCUGUGGCGGCGCCGAUGAUUCUGUCAGUUCAGGCUUUCCAGAAGACUUUACCAAAGAGCACCAUUGAGCAGCUAGUCAAAGAUAAGAUGCCUAAAAAGUCUGGCCGCUGGUGGUUCUCCUGGAGGAGGAAAGAUCGGAACAAUGCUGCGGGAAGCCAGAAGUCAGACGCAGAGGGGAAUCAGUUUGAAGCAUCGGCCGCGAUCACUGGACACUCUUCACUGAAGAGUUCUGUUGAGCUCUCGAGUGAUGAGGAUGUCUCUGUGAGGAAGAACAGUGAAGCCAUGAACACAGCGCAGUGCAUCAGUCAGAUGUACCGCAAAUCUCUCCGGCUGACCUCGGACCAGAUCGAGAGUCUGAAUCUGCGUGAAGGAGCUAAUACGGUUGUGUUCAGUGUGACCACACAGUAUCAGGGCACCUGCCGCUGUGAAGCCACCAUUUACCUGUGGAGCUACGACGACAAGAUCAUCAUCUCAGACAUCGAUGGGACCAUCACCAAGUCGGAUGCUCUGGGGCACAUCUUACCGCAGCUGGGGAAGGACUGGACCCAUCACGGCAUCGCCAAACUAUAUCACAAAAUACAUCAGAAUGGUUAUAAGUUCCUGUACUGUUCGGCUCGAGCUAUAGGCAUGGCAGACAUCACUAAGGGUUAUCUGCAGUGGGUGAAUGAUCGAGGAACGGUUCUACCCAAAGGACCGGUGCUGCUGGCCCCCAGCAGCCUGUUCUCAGCCUUACACAGGGAGGUGAUUGAGAAGAAGCCGGAGGGGGUUAAGAUCGCCUGUCUCACUGAUAUCAGAGAUCUGUUCAGUCCCGUCACGCAGCCCUUCUACGCCGCCUUCGGCAACAGAACUAACGAUGCAUAUGCGUACAAGGAGGUGGGUGUCCCUGAGACUCACAUCUUCACCGUGAACCCCAGAGGAGAACUCAUACAAGAAAAGACCAAAGGAAACAAGUCCUCAUACUCUCAUCUCAGCGAGCUGGUGGAUCACGUCUUCCCCUUCCUCUGUAAAGACCCUGCGUCCUCCUUCGACUGUCCCGAGUUCAGCCAUUUCUCCUUCUGGAGAGAGCCGCUGCCUCCGACUCACCCCCAUCACCUGAUCUAGACACGGCUUCAGCUCCACACCGAUCAUCUGCUCAGCUCAGCAUUUCUUCUCAUUUAUCAGUGCGUUUACAAAACCGGAGACACACACACACACACACACAUGCAAACACGCACAAUCCGACACAAACACAUGAUAUCUGGGUGGAGAAUGUGCAGUGAUGAUACCAUGACACUACACUGAGCAUCAGAGAAGCUCUUUGGACCCACAGAUAAACACAAACACAUUAAACCGAGUGCCUUCGGACGAACCUGUGCACUGUGACUGUAGUACAGGUCUGGGGCUCUCAUGAAUGUAGGUUCUCUGCCAAAUAAUGGCCGUUUCUAGGGGCUUUUCUAUUAUUGUGUUCUUUUUAAAUACUUUUUUACAAUUGCUGGUUACUGUAAAAGUGUGGGUUUGUUUUAUCAGCAAAUACUUUAUACAGCUGAAUUGUUUUAUUUAUUUUGAACAUUCGAAUGCAGCUAAAACAAAGACAGUCUCUAUAUAUUUGGCUUCUGUUUAGUGUAUUUAAAAGAACAUUGAAACAAUAAAAGAAUCACUUUAAAUGUCA